GAGAGAGAGAGAGAGAGAGAAAUGGAGACCGGUGCCGUGUUUGGAGGGCUUCAAGCAAGCCCUACUCAUGUCUUCAGCUCAUCUCGUAGCCCCUCUACGCUUCUUCCUUCUAUCUUCACUGACAAAACGCAUUUUUAUCUUCAUUCCCUCAAGCUCCAAAAGCAAUUUCAUGUCGCUUCUUGUUCUAAUGGUGGUGGUAACUUAAACCCUGUUCCAGUGGCCUCACCAGCAAGCAAUGUAACGUGGGAAUUGGCUGACAUUGAUUGGGACAACCUUGGAUUUGUUUGUACGCCUACUGAUUAUAUGUACAUAAUGAAAUGUUUGCAAAGUGAAAACUUUUCUAAAGGUCAAUUACAGCGGUAUGGAAACAUUGAAAUGAGCCCCUCAGCUGGGAUAUUGAAUUAUGGGCAGGGAGUAUUUGAAGGUUUGAAAGCCUUCCGGAAACAGGAUGGCUGCAUUCUAUUGUUUCGUCCUGAAGAAAAUGCAUUGCGGUUGAGGAUGGGGGCAGAGCAUAUAUGCAUGCCUUCGCCAACUGUUGAACAGUUUGUUGAAGCUGUAAAGGUUACAGUUUUGGCAAAUAGAAGAUGGGUACCUCCUCCAGGUAAAGGUUCCUUAUAUAUAAGGCCUUUGCUUUUGGGGAGUGGAGAUGUUCUUGGGGUUGCACCUGCUCCUGAGUACACCUUUCUGAUUUAUGUUACACCUGUUGGUAACUAUUUCAAGGUAUGUUGUUUGUCCUCUUUGCAUGCCUAUUUCAAUAAAGCGUAG
Ilex paraguariensis (yerba mate) is the source of this 765-nucleotide messenger RNA. NCBI's taxonomy places the organism in Eukaryota, Viridiplantae, Streptophyta, Magnoliopsida, Aquifoliales, Aquifoliaceae. The record is from the annotation of a GenBank genome assembly.